AUGUUCUCGGUCCUCCUGCCCGGACGUCCACCCCUGCCUCCCCCCGCCCCCAUGGGCCCACAGUCGAAUCAAUUCGCCUUUUCCUUUCCCUCGACACCCCACUUCUCGCACAUCGUCGUCUUCCUCCUGCCAGGAAACGCCUUCCCGCCCGACACCGCCGCCGGCGUGCACGUGCAGCUCCCUGGCCAACAGGGUUUCCGCUUCCUCGGCGCGCUCGCCAACGAGAAGCAGAGCGCCAUCUUCAAGGUGAGCUUGCCGAGCAGCGGCGGCGGCGGAGGGCAGCAGGAGACGCUCGCGGAGACGCAGGUCGGCAUCUCGGUCGAGAGCGUCGAGAGUAUUCGCGGGCAGUUGGAGGCGUUGGAGGCAGAGAAGGCGCGUCAGGGGGGAGGGGCUGGCAGUGGUGGUGGUGGUGGGGAUGGGAGCGGCGCGAGACCUUCGACUAAGGUGCUGGCGCAGAGGAUUAUCAAGAAUGCGUUCAACUUCUUGGCUAGCUUUAGUGGGACAUUGGGGCCUGGUGGGCAGGAGGUCGUGCCGCUGAAGAGCUUUGAGGAGUGGUGGCGCAAGUUUGAGAGGCGCGUCGAGGUCGAUCCCGGGUUUUUGGAGCGGGACGAUCAGGGUUGA
Messenger RNA from Cyphellophora europaea CBS 101466, 621 nucleotides. RefSeq lists its product as uncharacterized. Gene Ontology annotation, cellular component: nucleus; cytosol. Gene Ontology annotation, molecular function: nuclear import signal receptor activity. Bases 1 to 621 code for a protein of 206 amino acids. Gene Ontology annotation, biological process: protein import into nucleus. NCBI's taxonomy places the organism in Eukaryota, Fungi, Ascomycota, Eurotiomycetes, Chaetothyriales, Cyphellophoraceae. The record is from RefSeq and is a predicted model, not a curated record. The transcript has a single exon.